AUGCAAGGUAAUCCUGUUUAUGGUAACUUAUCUGGCAAUUCAUCAUACCCUAAAAGAAGUCAGCCUGCUGCAAUGUAUGUUCUUCUGUAUUUCUUCUCAGCGUCUUUGGUGAUUCUCACUGUGUGUGGGAACCUGCUGGUUAUAAUCUCAAUUUCACAUUUCAGGCAGCUUCAUACACCAACCAACAUACUUGUUCUGUCCUUGGCUGUUGCAGAUCUUUCAAUAGGUAUAUUUGGAAUUCCCUUUGCUAUGAUUAAAACUAUUGAAAACUGCUGGUAUUUUGGUGAAAUUUUUUGUUUAGUGUACAAUUUAAUAACUUUUAUCUCAACUUCUGUUUCAAUUAGCAAUUUGGUCUUUAUAGCUGUAGAUCGCUAUGUUGCUGUUUGCGAUCCACUGCGGUACACUUCCACAAUAACUGUUUCUUUUGCUGGAUACUUCACUGCACUUGGCUGGGUCUUCUCAUUAGUUUACACUGUAAUCAUCAUUAGUAUUAAUGGCAUUGACAGCAGUGAGGGGCAGGAUGGUUGUCCACAUGACUGUUUUGUUAUUCUCAGUGAGCAUGCAAAAAUAAUAAGUAAUACUAUACAAGAUUACAAACAAGGAAAGAAAAAUAUAUCAAAAAAGUCUGAAAGAAAGGCAGCGAAAACAUUAGGUAUUGUAAUGGGAGUCUUUUUACUUUGCUGGGUGCCUUACUACCUCUGUGGCCUAAUCGAUUCAUAUUUAAAUUUUAAUGCUCCACCAAUAGUAAAAAAUAUUUUUAUUUGGCUAGCCUACUUCAAUUCUUCUGUGAAUCCAAUCAUUUAUGCUUUGUUUUAUCCCUGGUUUCAAAAAUCAGCCAAACUCAUAAUAACACUGAAGAUCUUGUCUCCUGAAUCCUCUUUAGUCAGUUUAUUUUCGCAUAGUCACUAA
Messenger RNA from Polypterus senegalus (gray bichir), 909 nucleotides. Its product is annotated as trace amine-associated receptor 13c-like. Gene Ontology annotation, cellular component: membrane. Gene Ontology annotation, biological process: G protein-coupled receptor signaling pathway. The record is from RefSeq and is a predicted model, not a curated record. The coding region runs from base 1 to 909 and encodes 302 amino acids. The transcript has 2 exons. Gene Ontology annotation, molecular function: trace-amine receptor activity. NCBI's taxonomy places the organism in Eukaryota, Metazoa, Chordata, Cladistia, Polypteriformes, Polypteridae.